Eptesicus fuscus (big brown bat) is the source of this 2098-nucleotide messenger RNA. It is a transcript of the gene TMEM140, whose product is annotated as transmembrane protein 140. NCBI's taxonomy places the organism in Eukaryota, Metazoa, Chordata, Mammalia, Chiroptera, Vespertilionidae. The record is from RefSeq and is a predicted model, not a curated record. The coding region runs from base 178 to 921 and encodes 247 amino acids. The transcript has 2 exons.
UUGGCCGGCUCCGGUUUGGGUAAAGAGCAGGACAGCACUGUUUAUAAGCCUUCUUUCCGAGAAGUCAGGGGCCACUGAGGGCAAGUGAAGAAACGAAAGUGAAAUCAGCUGCUGGUGACCUCAGCACGAGUGGGCCGAGGUUCAGAGAGCUGUUUACUCUGCGAGGUACCACGGCAAAUGCGGGCAGGUCGCGGCUCGGAUCUGCCUGGGGUGCCAGCCCCGCUCCCGGGGCCUGACGCGAGCAAGCCAGUGAGAAAGAACAAACGGAACCUGAGCUCCUGCUCCCCGGCUCAGGAGUGUUUCUGUGGGCUCUGCAUCUCCCCUUGGUCCCCUGGAGGGUGGCCCUGCCGAGAACAAGAGAAGAUGAGCCUCCCCAGACCCAGGCGCGGCGGCCAGCUGCUGUUCCUGAGCAUCGUGGUCCUCGUGGUCGUGGCCAUCUUCCUGCUGUUCUACGCUCUCCUCUGGAAGGCGGGCGACCUCAUCAACUUGCCCCACCUGAGAAUCGGCUUCUACAACUUCUGCCUGUGGAACGAGAGCGCGGGCGGCCUGCAGUGCCACCAGUUCCCUGAGCUGGAGGCCCUGGGGCCGCCUCAGGGCGCCCUGGCCCUGGCCAGGCUCGGCGUGUACGGGGCCCUGGUCCUCACCCUCUUUGUCCCCCUGCCUCUGCUCCUGGCCCGCUGCAACAGGAGCGAGGGCGAGUGGCACCUGGCCGUGUGCUUCCUGGCGAUGGCCUCCAUGCUGCUGGCCGGGGGCCUGGGCCUCUUCCUCACCUACACCUGGAAGUGGGUCACGCCCUCCCUCCUGGGGCCUGGAUUUCUAGCUCUGGCUGCUGCCCAGGCCUUGCUUGUCCUCCUGCUGAUGGCCACAGUCAUGUUCCCCCAAAGGGCAGAAGAUGACAAGAGCAGGCUGGAGAGCUGCUAGUCCUGCCCGGAGGCUCCCAUGACGGCCAGGGCUGUUUGGAGGAGGCUCAGGCGCCAGAGGACUCAUGGGUUGGUGUUUUCGCAGCCACCCUGCUUCGUAGCUGACACUGAUCUCCAGAUUGAGCAGAUGGGCCCCACUGAGGACGGGGCAGUGAGGGUGUCUGGGCCCUGGGCUUCUUAGUGUUGGCUUGUCUGUCCUUUGGGACUGCUAACACCACGUAGCUCCAUGUCACGAGAACUACUUUAUAACUGAUCUGAGCAAACCAUUCUUCAUUCUCAGGAUGGUGGCCAGAGAAGGGCUCCUGUUCCAGGGCCAGAUUUCCAGGAUGAUUGGCCACAGGCCAAAAUGAGACCCAGGGAAGGUUCAUGGCGACAAAUGGGGAACACGGAGAGCACCUCAGUGUCCGGGGCCCUGGUUAGCAAGCUUCCCCCUUCCCACCCCUCCCAAAGGCACAGGAGAGAUCUCAGAGGGAGUCCCUGAAGUUCCCCUGAGUAAGGCUGCUGGACCCCAAGCCGGACAGCAGGGGAGUGAGUUGGCACGCCGUUCCUAACGUGGGAGCUGGGAGUCUGGGAGCAGAGCAUGCCGAAACCUGGGGGGGCAGGGAGGGUGAACAGGACUGAAUGGUUCCACAAACGCUGCGUCCCUUCACUGCUCAAGCUAGACCUAGAAAGGACACAAGCACCACUUGUGCAUGGGGAACUGGACUUUCAGCGCUGCGUAUUGAAGAGACUAUAGCAACGGCCGCCUCACUCUCUGCCUGCCAAAAGCCACGCUGACUACAGGGGCAACGUGGACUCUGCCCUGACCUCCUGUCCUCGCGUCCACUUUGGGAGCCUGCCCCACACGCGCUUUCAGAGUGGCCAGGGAUCCAGGCCAAGGCCGCCAAGUACAAGGAAGGGGGCAGCUCAGGAGAGGAGGCCUGCCUGAUGGGUAGAAGGGCUUGGACCAAAGGUACCCCGGGAGCGCUAAGCUCCCAGACAGAGCAGAGCACUGUGGGCAGAAUGUCUUCAGGGCUAUGAGGGAGGCUCGGGGAUUGGCUGGCUGCCUGUGAGGGAAACUUUAAAUUCGGCUUCCUCCUCACGGAGAGAGGGUGCUGCCUAAACUGGACAAUUCUGGUGUAUUGGGCAGCCAUACUUUUUUCUGUUUGAAAGGUAUUAAAUUGAUUCCUUGGUGCCAA